This is a messenger RNA of Mycetomoellerius zeteki, 1970 nucleotides long. RefSeq lists its product as uncharacterized. The transcript is spliced from 2 exons. NCBI's taxonomy places the organism in Eukaryota, Metazoa, Arthropoda, Insecta, Hymenoptera, Formicidae. The record is from RefSeq and is a predicted model, not a curated record. Bases 352 to 1920 code for a protein of 522 amino acids.
CCUGAUGCACCGUCACGACCGCGGGAUCCAUCUAAUCCCGGAUAUCCUCUGUCUCCAGGUCGCAUCGUAUCCAUAGACACGAGGUGGCGCCACAUCCGAGCUAGGACGAAGUCGGACGAAGUUUUAUCGCUGACAGACGAAGUUUAUCGGCGACGAGCCAUCCCGUAUUCCCAUCGCCGGUGGUAGUUAAUAGUUAUUGCGCCCUGCGCCGCGCGAUCGUGGGUUCGCAGGAGGACGUGAACGCUCGACGAAGCGACGACGGCAGUGGCGGUGGCGGCAGGCAGAAGAAGAAGGAGGACGAUCGAGGACAUUUUCUCCGUCAGACGAACAAGAUCCGCGUAGCGCGCAGACAUGCAACCAAACGCAAGAGGCUUUCGCGUCCCAGCCGCCGUAACUCUACGAGACUGCAGCGUCGUCAUCGUCGGGAGUACAUGCAGAAUAUGCGGCAGAGACUUCAAAUGCGAGAGCGACGUCGCUCUGCACACGCGAUGGCGACACAAUGGAGCCAUAGGAUCGCUAAUGGACAUCCUGGAUCAUUCCGAGAUGAAUCUCGAUGGAGAGAUCAGUCAGAAAUGCGACGUGUGCGACAUGACUUUUGGAAUCGUUUCGGAUCUGAGAUUCCACAAGCGACUGAUACACAGGCAUGUGAUCAAGAACAGAGGAAAACGCCGGAAGGAGAUGGUACGCAUAAAAUUCAAACUCAACGGUGUGACCACGACAGACGUGAAUCUAGAUCGGAGAUACAUAGAACUGCCAAACAGCUUCGGGUGUUUCGUCGAUGUUUGCGAAACUUCGGAUUCCCUUAAAAAUGAAAGACGUCAAAAUGACUGCGAUGGAAAUAUCGAUUUGUCUCUCCCGAACCAUGUUGUGAACAAGAGUCACAUGCAAUACGGUAUACGGCCCCACGAAGCUGCGAAUCGAUACAUUGUAGGUAAAUUCGCGUCUACCAAAGGCGACGCGAUAGCAAGUCGCACCACCGAAGUGGGGAAGAGUCUCGUAGAGAUCUCGAAUACGCCGUACAAAGACGCAAUCCCCGUUAGCGAUAUUACGUGCCAAGGGAACAAAGAUCGUUACUAUUUCGAUUCUCAAACCUCGACGGACGUAUUUGUCAAAACUUUUUCCGAUAGCGUCCCCGAUAAAGAAAAUUCGGGAAGGGUAAACGAGUUAGAAAGAAGAAACAUAUAUUGUCAGAGCGAGAUUUUACUCGGUGACGAUGACGAUACCGAAGUUCUCGCCUGCCAAUCGAAGGCAUUCGACGAACCGACAUCUAUAUCCGAACAAAAUUCUCGGUCCAGUGAAUGUCCUCGAUAUUCUAUCAGAUGGUUUGAUAAAGUUGCAGGGACCAAAGAAACCACUGGGUUGACCAAUUCUUUAAUAGAUUCCGUGGAGAUAAUUAGUAAUAAUGGAAAGAGUUACGAUCAUAAUGCAGACGCGACGAUGCGUUUGUCUCCUUCGUUGUCUCGACUGGAUGAAAAAACCGAGUCGACGAAAGCUAAUUCGAACGUUGACGACGACGUGCAGGAAGUGCUGCGAAUAAUAAGGGGAAAUACGCAAAGUGAUAUCAAUCACGAAUCGCCUAAUCGCAUGGAAAGAGAGAUACUAGUUCAAAACGCUAUAAGCGACACAUUUACAUUGCCUUCGCAGUUGGAGCCGAAUGUUUGUCCAGAAAAAUACAGCGUCGCGUUUACGAAUUUUAAACCGUCCGAUUAUUCACCAUUUAUGACCGUGACUGAAAGCGAUUAUCAGUUUUUGGCAAAUUCGUUCGACAAAAAGCUGGGUAUUUAUUUCGAAGAUUUGCAGCAUUACGGGAUCAAGCUCUACAACGAUUUACCGGAAAUUAAUAACAACUUGGAAGAGUACUGGGUAUAUGCUCCACCGGUAUAUCCUCGGGAUACACAGCAGGAUUUCUUCGAAACGUGAAAGCAAUCGGACGAGCUGCCGUAUACCAGUGGACCGAAAGCGAAUGACAA